This is a messenger RNA of Labrus bergylta (ballan wrasse), 3384 nucleotides long. The record is from RefSeq and is a predicted model, not a curated record. Lineage: Eukaryota; Metazoa; Chordata; Actinopteri; Labriformes; Labridae.
CUGAGUUAACACACGUCUUUGUUUCUCCCCCAGCAUGCCAGUGUAACGGCCACAGCACGUGUGUGAAUGGCAGCGUGUGCGAACAAUGCCGCAACCUCACAACCGGCCCCCACUGCCAGACCUGCAUGCCUGGUUUCCAUGGAGACCCCACAAAUGGUGGCAAAUGCCAGGCCUGUAAAUGUAACGGCCAUGCAAACGUGUGCCAGGUGUUAACUGGCAAGUGCUUCUGCACCACCAAGGGGAUAAAAGGAGACCAGUGCCAGCUAUGUGACUCAGAAAACCGUUACCUUGGCAAUCCACUCCGAGGAACCUGUUACUACAACCUCCUGAUCGACUACCAGUUCACCUUCAGUCUCAUCCAAGAAGAUGAUAAUCACUACACUGCCAUCAACUUCAUGGCCUCUCCUGAGCAGGCUAACAAGAACUUGGACAUGUCAAUUAAUGCAUCCAACAACUUCAACCUCAACAUCACCUGGUCUGUGGGAUCAACAGCUGGAACCAUCUCUGGAGAGGAGGUGCCCAUCGUGUCCAAAACAAACAUCAAGGAAUACAGAGACAGUUUCUCCUGUGAGAAGUUCACCUUCAGAAGCAACCCCAAUAUCACCUUUUAUGUCUACGUCAGUAACUUCUCAUGGCCCAUCAAGAUCCAGAUUGCUUUCUCCCAACACAACAGUAUCAUGGACCUUGUCCAGUUCUUUGUGACAUUUUUCAGCUGCUUUCUGUCACUUCUCCUGGUGGCAGCAGUCGUGUGGAAAAUCAAACAGACCUGCUGGGCUUCAAGGCGGAGAGAACAACUUAUGAGGGAGCGUCAGCAGAUGGCCAGUCGUCCGUUCGCCUCGGUUGCUGUUGAGCUGGGUGGCCAAGGAGAAGAGACAGCCCUGCUGCAGCCUGUGGUUGAUGGUGCACCUAAACCCGUUGCGAUGGAGCCAUGCUCAGGAGGAAAAGCUGCCGUGUUGACCGUCCUCGUACAUCUCCCCUCUGGGCCUUCAGGCUUACCUCCACCUGGACAGUCAGGAAUCAUUGUUGCCAGUGCCCUGAUAGACAUCUCACAGCAGAAACCAACAGAUUUUAAGGACAAGUCGCAGGCUUUCAAGAACCGAAAAGCCCAUCCUCCAGCACAUCAAGGCACCUGCGUCUGAGUCCCGCAAUCGAAUGGAUUCUUAAAAAAACCAUCUGAGGUCGGAUUGUUCAGACGUUGCCCAUUCUGAGGCUUUUUCAAGAGACAAAUGUGGCUGCUAACACUCAAUGAAACUUGCCAAGUCCGAGGGGCACAAUCCUUCCUUCACCUUUGCUGCCCACUUCUCCCAUUACUGGAACUACUUUUCCUCCACCUUCUGGACCUCAAGCUCCUCCUUUCCUCAUGAGCAGUCAGCUUGUGCAAGGAGGGACUCUGCCUGAUCAGUUACAUCACCAGAGAGAUCCUGCAUCUGUUGAAAGCUUCAGCGUCAGUAUUUUGCAACACCUUUUUAGAUGGAAAAGCAAAGUUGUCUGUAUUUGGGUUCUAUCAAAGUUUACCCGAGUUGAAACACAUUAUUUAAAAAAAAAACAUGCUGCCUGGGUUUUAGCUUCUUUUUUUUUUUUGCUGGCCAACAACUGGUAUUCUACGGUGCUAAUGCAUUUAGUUUCUAUGACAAGCCUUUGAUGUAUGAACUCAAUACAUUCUGCCUUUUAUAAGGAAAGGAAGGACUCCUAUUCCUUUGUUACACCCCAUAACCACAUGCUAGUGUUUUGACAACGGAGAGUAUUUAACAAGCCACUUUCACCAAUUAGUAUUAGGGUUGAUUUUAGCAUUUACUGUACAUAUGUAUCAUCCACCCAGCUGAAGCUAAAGUCUGUAAUUUCUGAGGAAUGGAAAGCUGCAGAGAAAUGAGACUGAAAAAAAAACCCACAUCCUGCAGCAUGCGGGAGAGGACUGCGAACAGAAGAGAGGCACAAACAAAUCUUCAAUGCAUGGAAAACUCCAAAUCUUGAGGAAACAUUGAGAUGAUUUAAUUUGCAAACUGAAGGUUUUCCUUUGUGACUUUUUUUUUUUGUUACUCGCUGUUGAAGAAGUUACAUGAUGCGAAGAAACACUAAAGUUCAGGUGACUUCUUUAAUGUUGUUUUGCUGUGCAACUUGGACAUUAAGCUGUCGAGCUUGACCUCGGAUUGACGUCGUUACGAGAAAGAAGCCUGUUUGAACAAAAUAAGAGCAGGGGCAUUGUGCUGGCUGUGUACUUGUUGGUUUGUAUGUUUUUAUGUAAGAGCCCUCUAAAGCUACACCUUUAUUUCAAUCUAUUGAGUACAAGGAGUUCCGUUUCCUUUUUUUACAAUGCCUUGGCUUUCAUUGAACUCCUACGUGGGAGAAGGGGCAAGUUGAUGUGCAGUAUUUUAAAAAGCUGACUGUUUUUUAGCCCCGCCCCAACCCCCCCAACCCCACACCCCCACCCCUGGGCUGUACAGUGUCUUGUUGGAACAAAUGUGAUUCUUUGUCACUCUUUCUCUCUUGAGAUUUCAUGUGUUUGUCAGGUUUUUAUGACAGUAUGGCAAGAGAUUAUCUUUAUUUUCCGGGCCUUGUCACCUGUUCCUAUUAUAUCUUUGAAUUGUAAGUCUUUUGCUACACUUGUGAAAAGAGCAUUUCUGUUAUUAUUUUUGUUUUUUUUGAUAUUUAACAGAUUCCUGUGUAGUAGCGCAUUUAACUAUAUUUUAUUGUUUGACGUAAAACGGUUCAUUCGACGUCAGCUCUCUUUUGAAACUGUGCAUCUUUAAGGACUGUAUGGGCAUUGUAUUUGUGUUGCAACUUGUUCACUAUGGUGAAUUUCAUAAGGAUAGUAUGCGAGCUAAUGUUUUUUUUUUAUUUUGUGUUUGUAGAGUAAUCCGAUAAAAGUGUCAUUACACAGGAAUCUGGGUCUCACCGUACCGUGAAAAAAAAAAGAUGAUAAACUGCAUAUCAGUAAUCUUCAGUGUAUUUGAAAGAUGGACAAUAUGCCAGAAAAUAAAAACCAGGAGUGGACAUCGUCUUUGCACAGUCAUCUUUUUGAAAACAGUACAAAUAAUGCAGCCGUUGAAUUCUAAGGUAUAUUUCUCACCUGCCUGUCGUAUUUUUUUCACACCAAGCUUCAACCUACAAUUUGUGAUUACAUUCUGGUGCCCAGCGUUCAGCACUGCUUGAUUGCCUCAACUAAAGAUAAUUAUUCCCUCUGAGCGUGUGUCGCAAACACCAGCCAAACACAGACCUAGAUGGUUGUGUGUUUUGUGCACGGAAACAGUGAACAAGAGAAAUCGACAGGGAAAGUUGCUAUACAGUGUAUUUUCUACAGAUUUUUCUUCUGGUAUAAAAUUGAACUAUAUGAUCUUCUUAAAUGUUUAUGAAUGUAUGUAAUAAAAUAAUUUUGUUGGAGCAUUA